Aspergillus versicolor CBS 583.65 is the source of this 2037-nucleotide messenger RNA. RefSeq lists its product as uncharacterized. Gene Ontology annotation, cellular component: membrane. Bases 225 to 1982 code for a protein of 585 amino acids. Lineage: Eukaryota; Fungi; Ascomycota; Eurotiomycetes; Eurotiales; Aspergillaceae. Gene Ontology annotation, molecular function: transmembrane transporter activity. The transcript has 6 exons. The record is from RefSeq and is a predicted model, not a curated record. Gene Ontology annotation, biological process: transmembrane transport.
UCAUUCGAGAAUGAUCCACUGUCGUCCCAGGCUCUGUUCUUAAGGGCUCUAGACUCGGAAACAUGUUUCCAGCGUCGCAACAAGUCUUCAUGGCAGCGACGACAAAAGAGGGAUGACAAAAGCAGCCCAGGUUGGAGACGACGCUCUGAUAAGUCGGAGACGUCAAGACGGCCUUGUUUCCGUGACUGCGCAAUUAAAGCCGAUUCAGCAUUUUGAUAUAAAUUAUGGCCUUAGUUCCUACAAUACAUCACGGCCUCAGCCUUCAGGAGCUGAAGGCGCCCGAGAUAUCAGCUACCACAAACCCAUUUGCAUCGAACCAGGCCACCCCUCGUGGUUCUACAGUAGAUACAAGGAAUGAUGCUCAGGAUCAUGUACAGGACUCACCUCCACCUUCUGCAGAGCCGGAACCGGAGCCAGCCCAGCAGAUCUUUGAACGGGCGCCGAUGCCAGAGACUAGCCGAGUUCGCCAGUUGACUGUAACUACAUUGAUAGUCAUAUCGAAUCUUGUUCAGAUGAUUGUGAACUUCGCCGGCGUUGCCGGUGGCAGGAGUUUUAGCGAGUCUAUGCACGUCAAACAAACAUACGCAACCUGGAUAGCAGCAAGUUACGGGCUGACACAGGGCACAUUCGUCCUCAUGAGCGGUCGGCUCGGCGACGUCUACGGACACCGUAGGAUGCUGCUGGGCGGCGGCGCCUGGCUUGUCGUAUGCAGUUUCAUUAGUGCAUUCUGCCAUACUAACUUCUUCGCCUUUGUUACGAUGCGUGCCCUCGCCGGUCUUGGGGGUGCCAGUGUUAUGCCAAAUGCAGUGGCCAUGAUAACAAUCACUAAUCCACCAGGGCGUGUUAGGAAUCUAAGUUUGGGGUUCUUCGCAGCGUCUGCUCCUCUAGGAGGAUAUGCCUCUGCGCUUUUCCUCGGGGCGUUCAUGGAGCGUACCCAUUGGCGGUGGUUCUUCGUUUUCGUAGCGUGUCUUGGGGCAGUGGUAUUCAUUCCUCUCUGGCUUCUGAGCCGAACCGAAAUGACAUCCAGUCGAAAUGAGAGUAUCGAUUGGAUAGGCGCAGCCUUAGGAACAAGCUCUUUGAUUCUAUUCAACUUUGUCUGGAACCAAGCACCAAGUGUAGGUUGGUCAACCCCCUACGAAAUCGGCCUCUUAAUCACCUCCCUCAUCCUUUUCGCCCUUUUUAUAAUCUGGGAACAUAAAACCCCGCACCCCAUGAUGCCCCCAGAUAUCUUCAAAGCACCCUCGUUCGCCGUCCUCGUUCUCGUCAUCCUCCUCAACUACAUGGCCGUCGGCACAGUCCUCUGGUACCAGCUCCUCUGGCUCCAAGACGUCUGGCACUGGUCAACCCUGCAAUUCGCCAUCGGCUGGACCCCCUUCGUCAUCUGCGGCACGGGCGCCGCCUGUCUCGCCGCAUGGCUGAUCCCCCGUCUAGCCGCGCAGUGGAUCCUCGCCCUCGGAACCAUAACAAUCAUGGUCUCCACCGCGCUCAUGGCAACAGUCCGCGAGGAACAGAGCUACUGGGCCCAGGUUUUCCCAUCUGUAAUACUCUUCGCGUUCUGCCCGGACCUCGUCUACGCCGCUGGGCAGAUUAUCGCGAGUAACUCGGUGCGCAGAAACCAGCAGGGCGUGGCUGGAUCGAUUAUCGGUACCCUGAACUUGUACGGGAAUAGUCUAGGUCUGGGCUUUGCGUCGACAGUUGAGGUGCAGAUUGCUGCGAAGACGGGAGAUGCGAUUCGUGGGUAUCGCGCUGCGUUGUACUUCGGGGUUGCAAUUAGUGCGGUGGCUCUUCUGCUGGAUGUUGCGUUUGUGAGAAGGGUCAAGGAUGAGCGCGAGGGGUGGGCCGAGGGAGAUCAAGAUCAAGAUGAGAACCCAGCGAUUGAGCUAGAGGUUUUGCGGGAUCAAGCUGCUACAGCUACGGGUGCCCAGGUCUCAUCUAGGCUUGAAUCAGGACAGGCUGUAUCCGUUGUCCAGCGAGUUGAUUGAUUUGCUACGGAGUAUAUACAUUCCAGGCACCGCACAAGUACCCGAUCUCCCGCUA